Molecule: messenger RNA, 1393 nt
Organism: Zerene cesonia (dogface butterfly)
Lineage: Eukaryota; Metazoa; Arthropoda; Insecta; Lepidoptera; Pieridae
Product: zinc finger protein 431-like
Exons: 2
Coding region: 95-997 (300 amino acids)
Biological process (GO): regulation of DNA-templated transcription
Molecular function (GO): DNA-binding transcription factor activity, RNA polymerase II-specific; RNA polymerase II cis-regulatory region sequence-specific DNA binding
Source: RefSeq, a predicted model, not a curated record
AUCGGCAAUCGCAAUUCGUGGGACGUCAUAUAAACAAAACAAGAAGAGGCACGCAUUACGUGAUAAUCCCUAAUUGUUAAUUAAUUCAUAAACGAUGAAUGUUUUUCAUGAGAGAGAAAUUAAAAUUGAAUAUAUAGAAGACGUUUCAUUUGAUCCUUUAGCCGAUAACUGUGAAAACACUACAAAAAAAACAAAGAAAAAAAUUGAAAGUGGGAAAGAUGAUUUUGCAGUGGAUUAUAUAAAUAAAAAUACGGUAAAUUAUGCAUGCAGUGUGGAGGAUAAUGUCAUUAACUGGUACAAAGAAAUUGAUAACAAUGGCAGAUAUUUAUGUAAAUACUGUGACUUAAAUUACUCAACUACUCAAACUCUUAGAUAUCAUAUAAGAACGAAGCAUUAUAGCGAAGCAAAAGAAUUGAAAACUUUAAUAUCAAAUAAUAAACGGAGAUCUAAAAUCAAGUGUCAUAUAUGCGAAGAAAAGUUUCAAUGUGUAAAUGAUUUAAAAGUUCAUUUUGAUACAUGCCACAAAACGGCAUAUCUAUAUAAAUCAUGUUUAUAUUGUGAUGCAACAUUUAGUACUGAAUUUGAACUGGCUGAACACCAACUGAACAUUCAUCAAACAAUAAAAAAGGCACGAUACAUGUGUUCCAUAUGUGGAUAUCGUACUGCAAAGAAAUCACAUUAUAAUCAACACCAAAAUACUCACCUAUCCAUCAAAGGAACGAAAUGUAAAUACUGUGAUUAUACUACUCAUUACUCGCCCAAUUUAAAGAUCCAUGAAAGAAUUCACUCUAACACUAAACCAUAUAAAUGUGAUUACGGAAACUGCACUUAUUCGUGUGCAGCCAAAUCAGCCUUGCGCAGUCACAAAUUAAAACACAACCCAGAUGAAAACAUGUUAUAUUGUGAUAAAUGUAGUUAUAAGACUGUGUAUAAGCAGACACUGAAAAAACAUCAAGACAGUCAUAAUAGAAAUAGUAUUGGGAUAAGAAUUGUGUGAAUUACACCCGUGAAAGUAAGUUAGGUACAGAUUUAAGAAGUUUGAUGGCUUUGAAAUAGAACAUGGAUAUAACUGAAAGGGACAACAUGAGCUAAAAAUGAUGUAUGCACAUAUAUUCUAUGUGAUCAACAAUUUUUUGCCUAUUUCAGACUCCAGCUCCUCUAACUAUAGCCAAUUUUGAUAAUUCUUUAUGUGUCUAAGUAUGGGAUUGUGAAUUGUAAGGAGGAACAAAGAAAAAAAUUUGAUUUUUUUGGCGAUAUCAAAAAUACCUUUAUCUCGUGAAUGUACAGUGUUCCCCUCAAUCACUAUUUUAAAUUUGUUCAGAAAUUUUAAUGUAAUAGCAAGAAUAGAUAUUAUACAAGUUUAACUCAUAAUAAAUUAUAUAUUUAAGUUUUG